Molecule: messenger RNA, 498 nt
Organism: Coccidioides immitis RS
Lineage: Eukaryota; Fungi; Ascomycota; Eurotiomycetes; Onygenales; Onygenaceae
Exons: 2
Coding region: 1-498 (165 amino acids)
Source: RefSeq, a predicted model, not a curated record
AUGCUUCUCAAACUGACAACAUCACUAGAAUUGGUUGGAGUUGAGGUGUUUCUUGGAUAUGAUGUGAUGCAGAGGCUGGGAGCAAGAAAUAUCCAGAUUCCAGAUAUAAAAGAACCUUUAAGAAGACACAAUCGGCGGAUACAUACUGAGAUGAUGUCCCAUCUGAGAACGCUGUAUCAGAAUACUAUGGCUGGACGUCCAUCUUCCGAGUCAGAGGCAGCUCUUGAUGCAAAAAAUCGUGCAAUGGAAUUAUUGAACGAACUUCAUAAAAGUCCGCUCGAGCUGGGUCAAGUCAGAUAUGAUAGGUUUGUAUCUCUUUGGACAGCCUCUGGGCAACAAGGUGCCUCUUCUCCCCUCACACAAUUAUGUGAGCAAAUGCAGUAUCCACUGGGAUGGGCAAAUACUCCACCAACAGAUACAUAUGAGUACAGUGAAGAUGCUGCUAAGUUUUGGAUGCCAUUGUGGCAUGAAUUCACGCCUCUUUUGCAAGAGUUUUAG